AAACAUGUUCUUAUUUUUUUUUUUUUUAACACUAAAGUUGCAUUAAAAGAAUGAAGAGCUGCGGCCAAAGUUUUCAUCCAACGGGUUUUCACAGUUGGAUCUAGGGAUGUCAACGGGGUCUCGCGGGGUCGGGGAAGCCCUUCCCGUCCCCGUCCCCGCAAAUGACGAGGACGGGGAUCCCAUUACCCGCGGAGAUCCCCAGCAAAUCAACUUCGACUUCAACUUUGAGCAGCAACAGCAGUGGCGUAGCAACAACGUGGUGGAGCAAUGGUGCAGCCAUGGCGGGGCAGUGGCGCAACCGUGGCGGGGCAGUGGUGCAGCCGUGGCGGGGCAGUGGUACAGCAGCAGAAACAGCAGUAGUGGCGCAGAUGGAUUUGGUUUGGUAGCAGCAGUCCAGACUCCAAUUCCAAGCAGAAGGAAUUUAUUGUUAAUUCAUGAGCGGAAGAUAAAUCGCCAAGACAAGCAAGAGCAAGCAGUGCAGAUUUCGCAGACACAAGCCUUGCAGACCACAGUUAAUUCAAGGGCUGUAGAUCGAGGAAAAGAAAUCUGGAAAGGCAGACCAAGAUCUGGCAGACCGAGAUCUGACAGAUUGGAGGAAAGUUCAGCCACUGGAAUUCAGAAGAGGUGGCAGAACAGAAAUUAUCAAGCUGCAGAUAAUAGAUCCAAAUCUGCAGGAAAGGCAAAUAUUGAAUGCUUCAGAUGUCAUAAGUAUGGCCAUUAUCGUUCUAAGUGCCAUGCUAAUCUGAAUAGAGGAGAAAGUUCCAAUUUUGCAGAACACAAUGAGAAGAAUGACGAUUCCUCUCUAUUCAUGGUCUGUCAUCCUAAAGAAGUCAGCAAGAAGAAUGUGUGGUAUUUGGAUAUUGGUUGCAGCAAUCACAUGUGUGGAGACAAAUCUACGUUUUCAGAUUUGGAUGAGUCUUGUCAAGACAAGGUGAAAUUUGGUGAUAAUUCCACUAUUGCAGUCAAGGGAAAGGGAAAGGUAACCAUUCGUGCCAAAGACAAUUCAAUUCAGACUAUUUCUAAUGUUCUGUAUGUACCAAAUUUGAAGUCGAAUCUGCUUAGUCUGGGACAACUUCAAGAAAAAGGAUAUGAAAUCCUUAUUAAAGAUGGAGUUUGCCAAAUUCGUGAUUCAAAGCUUGGCCUGAUUGCAAAGGUCAAGAUGACGGGAAAUAGGUUGUUUCCAUUAUACUUGCAGACCAUAAAUCUGUCAUGUUUAUCUGCUAGAUUAAAGGACACAGCUUGGUUAUGGCAUUGCCGAUUUGGACAUCUUUAUUUUGGUGGGUUGAAAGCUUUGCAGCAGAAGAAGAUGGUAAAUGGUCUUCCUCAUUUUGAUUCUCCUUCAAAAAUUUGUGAAAUCUGCGUGACCAAGUCAAAAGCCUUAGCAGCCUUUAAAAAUUUUAAAGUCUUGGCUGAGAAUGAGGUUGGUAGAUCUGUAAAGGUUCUACGGACAGAUCGUGGUGGUGAGUUUAAUUCAAAGGAAUUUGCAGAUUUUUGUGAGUCCAAUGGCAUUAAAAGGCAACUCACAGCAGCCUAUACACCUCAGCAGAAUGGUGUAUGUGAGAGGAGGAAUCGCACAAUCAUGAAUAUGGUGCGAAGUCUGAUGUCAAAGAGCGACUUGCCUAAGGAGUUUUGGCCAGAAGCUAUUAAUUGGAGUGUUCAUAUCUUGAAUAGAAGUCCCACAUCUCCACUUCCAGAUUUGAUGCCAGAAGAGGCUUGGAGUGGAUAUUUCGAAAAUGGAGAAGAUCUGACUGUGCAGAACUCAGAAGGUCAAACUUUAGUAGAUCUCGAGGUUUCAAGACAGACGGCUGAAGAAAUUCUGCCUACAGAAGUAGAGUUCAGUACUGGAGGAAGUCUGCUAACAACACCAGAAUUGGAAUUUGGAACUAGUUCUAGACCUCAACGCAAAAAGAGAAGACCAGUAUGGUUGGAAGAUUAUGAGGUAACAGAUCUAUCUCAAGAUAAUGUUCCAGUUAAUCAUUUUGCUUUAUUUGUAGAUUGUGAUCCCUUAACAUAUGAAGAAGCUGUUAAAGAAGAAAAGUGGCAAAAGGCCAUGGCAGAAGAAAUUGGUUCUAUUGAAAGGAACCAAACUUGGGAGUUGACAGAUCUUUCAAAAGGGCACAAAACAAUUGGUGUUAAGUGGAUCUACAAGACAAAGCUCAAAGAGAAUGGGACGGUUGACAAAUUCAAAGCUCGCUUGGUGGCAAAGGGUUACAAGCAAGAGUUUGGCAUUGAUUAUCAAGAAGUUUUUGCUCCAGUUGCAAGGAUGGAUACCAUCAGAUUGGUGUUGGCGAAUAGACUUAAAGCUGUAUUACCAGCGAUUAUCAGUGAAUCUCAAUCAGCUUUCUUGGGAGGACGUCAAUUAGUUGAUGGCGUUUUGGUUUUGAACAAGGUGGUGGAGGAAGUUAAAAGAAGGAAACAGCCGGCUUUUAUUUUUAAAGCUGAUUUUGCAAAGGCAUAUGAUUGUGUGGAUUGGACAUUUUUGGAAUGGAUGAUGGACAGAUUGGGGUUUGGAAUAAAGUGGAGAGGUUGGAUCAUGGAGUGCUUGUCGACUUCUAGAAUCAAGAGCAACAUUUAUGGGUAUAACGUGACAGAGAGAUGGGUUGAAGGAGCAGCCAGCAUGUUGCGAUGUGGAGUUGGGAAAUCUCAUUUUAGUUACUUGGGUAUGCCUGUUGAUGGAAAUCCUGGGAACAAGAAGUUAUGGGAGCCGCUAGUUAAUAAAUUUCGAACCAAACUUGCUGUCUGGAAAGCUACUUCGCUGUCCUUUGGUGGCCGCCUCACUCUGCUUAAUUCGAGAAAUUUUUUAUGGGGAGGGGUAGAGGGACAGAGGAAAAUCUCGUGGGUGAAAUGGGAUAAGGUGUGUGGGAGUAAGGCAAAAGGGGGUUUAGGGGUUGCGGAUCUUCGUAGGAAGAAUUGGGCUUUGCUAGGUAAGUGGUGGUAUAGGUUUGGAGAGGAUGUGGAGAGCUUGUGGAAACGGAUAGUAACUGAGAAAUAUUAUGGGGGCAAGAGAGAGGAGGUAAACAUUACAGCUGUUGGGAAUUGGAAGACGUAAAAAAUCUGGAGAGAUAUUAUCAGCGUAGGGGGUCGUUCUAGAAGGCUUAAAAGUAUGUUGGUGGAGGGUUUUAGGUGGGAAGUGGGGGAAGGGAAUCGGGUGAGCUUUUGGAGAGAUUUGUGGGUCGGGAAUAAAAAUUUACGGGAUUU
Messenger RNA from Rubroshorea leprosula, 3198 nucleotides. The record is from the annotation of a GenBank genome assembly. NCBI's taxonomy places the organism in Eukaryota, Viridiplantae, Streptophyta, Magnoliopsida, Malvales, Dipterocarpaceae.